This is a messenger RNA of Spinacia oleracea (spinach), 5607 nucleotides long. RefSeq lists its product as uncharacterized. The record is from RefSeq and is a predicted model, not a curated record. Bases 583 to 3954 code for a protein of 1123 amino acids. NCBI's taxonomy places the organism in Eukaryota, Viridiplantae, Streptophyta, Magnoliopsida, Caryophyllales, Amaranthaceae. The transcript has 3 exons.
UUUCUAACAUUUAAUUUAGUAUUACUUUAAGUAUAAGAGUUUCUUUAACAAGUAUGAAAUUUGAAUAUGUGUGGUAUUGUUGGUUGUUGGAAAUUAAAAAAAUAUGAUUUAAUUAAGUAUGUAAAAGUUAAUGCAUCAUCAUCAUCAUCAUCAUCAUCAUCAUAUGCCUAGAUACCUGUUCAAGACUUACUCAUUAGGAGUAAGUCUUGAAUAGUCCCCGUUUGGGACUGUUCUUGGACGUUUAAUCUCACUUAGGCGGUGAAUGUAUGUCUUCUUUUUGAUUCUAUGGAAUAUUUGGCUCGUCGUUUCCCUACGUUGUUCUCGGGUACAUAUGUAGCUAAGUAAUUUCCUACAUCGUGUACUUGGAGGACUGUAGGGAAAUGCUGCCGGAUUUUCCAUAGAAUCGAAAAGUUGACAUGCAUUCACCAGUGGGAUUAGACGUCCAAGGAUGGGUUAGGUUGGAGUGAUAAGGACCUUGGAAAGCAUGCAUUAUACUCAUCGUCAGCAUGCAUAAAAUAACUUUCAUGUGUAUAUGCUUAAAUGUGUUACAAGAUUGUAUGUGUUCAAUUAUAGUUCUUUUUGAUGGAGAGUGACCGUACAUGGAUGUAUGGUGAUCGUGACACGUUGGAGUUCGUGAAAGGGAUUGAUGAAUUUUGUAACUCUGUCGUAACCUAUCGUGAUAGUUCGGGAAUGGGUGAGUUUUAUUGCCCUUGUGUUGAAUGUGGCAAUUUGAAGAAGGUUAGUUGUACCCGACUGCUUAGGGAUCAUAUUUUCCGUCGUGGGUUUAGGCCUCAAUAUCAUGUAUGGGCUUGGCACGGUGAAGAGGGGAAAUAUAGAGGAAAUUCAAGUGAGAAUGAUCUGCGUGAACAAGAAGAUGAGAUUUAUUUUUCUGAGGAAGAUCAUAGCAUGGAGUGUGAGGACGAUGAUGACGAAGUUGAUAUUGAUGAUGAUAUAGAUAAUGUGGAUGAGAUGAUGCAAGGGGUGAAGGGUGAACGACCCAAUAUUUUUAAGUUCUUGUCUGAGGCUGCUGAACAACCAUUGUAUCCUGGUUGUACCAAGUACACCAAACUUACCGGCACGUCAACGCUCUACAGUAUUAAAACGGAGGGAAAUUGGACUGAUAGUAGUUUCAUUAAGCUGUUAGCGAAGUUAACUGAUAUGUUCCCGGAUGACAAUACAGUUCCCAAGUCGAACUAUUACGCUAAGAAACUCAUGUGUCCCUUUGGUUUAGAGUACAAAAAGAUACAUGCUUGUCCGAAUUAUUGUGUGUUGUAUCGAAAACAAUAUGCGAAUUUUAAUGCGUGUCCAAAGUGCGGAAAGUCGCGUUACAAGCGCAAGGGGGUUGGGGAUAAGAAAGGACCUCCAGCUAAGGUAUUGUGGUAUCUUCCAAUAAUACCGAGAUUCAAGCGCUUGUUUUCAAUAAAGAAAGAUGCUAAGAAUUUAAGGUGGCAUGCAGACGGAAGAAAGAAAGAUGGCUUGCUAAAGCAUCCGGAUGAUUCUCCUGAGUGGAAGAACAUUAAUAGGUUACAUGAGUCAUUUGGUCUCGAAAAUCGAAAUUUGAGGCUCGGACUAUGUACGGAUGGGAUGAACCCAUUUGGCACUCUUAGCUCUCAACACAGUACAUGGCCGGUACUUCUAGUUAUCUAUAACCUGCCUCCUUGGUUGUGCAUGAAACGCAAGUACAUGAUGUUGUCCCUUCUAAUCUCGGGGCCAAAACAACCUGGAAAUGACAUAGAUGUCUAUCUUGAACCACUCAUUGAGGAUUUGAGAAAAAUGUGGGACGAAGGAGUUUCAAUAUAUGAUGCACAUGCUAAUGAGAUGUUCACGUUGCGUGCAAUGCUUUUCUGUACCAUCAAUGAUUUCCCGGCUUACGGCAAUUUAUCUGGGUAUAAGAACAAGGGAAUAAAAGCAUGCCCGAUUUGUAUUGAGGACACCGGUUACACAUACCUACCUCAGUGUCAUAAACAUGUUUUCUUGCACACACGAAGAUUGCUAAGACGUGAUCACCCGUAUCGUAAGAAGAAGGCUGCAUUCAAUGGGGAAGUUGAAGAAGGAAUAGCUCGUAGGCCGCUGACUGUUUAUGAGGUUUAUGAGCAAGUGAAAGGUAUUGAGACGAUUUUCGGUAAGUCAAUGAAAGGCUCAGGGUCAGAGGUAGGAGGACUUUGGAAAAAAGAGUCGGUCUUUGUGAAACUUGCAUAUUGGAAAGAUCUACAUGUUAGACAUUGUCUCGACGGCAUGCACAUAGAGAAAAAUGUUUGCGAAGCCAUUCUUGGGACACUCAUGAAUAUCCCGAAAGUGACAAAGGAUUGUAAGGGGGUGCGAUUGUACUUGGAAUCUAAGGGGCUUCGACCAGAAUUGUGGCUUCAGGUGAAGGACACUAAGAAGAGGAAGGAGAUGGAAAAAGGGAAUAGUAGCAAAAAGGGAAAGGGAAAAGGAAAAUGCAAGACUAAAGUGAAAGAGAAGAAAGACGAAAGUGUUGAGAAGAAUUAUUUGCCUCCUGCUUGUUACACGAUGUCUAAAGCAAAGAAGCGGGCCUUUUGUGAGUGUUUGUAUGGUAUUAAGGUUCCAUCAGGGUAUUCAUCGAACAUGAAAAGAUUUGUGACCUUAAAUGGAGAGUUGAAGUUAUCUAGUAUGAAAUCCCACGAUUGUCAUGUCAUGAUGCAAGUAUUCUUACCGAUUGCAAUUCGUGGGAUAUUGCCUAAGCAUGUGAGGGACACUAUUACGGAACUUUGUGAAUUUUUCAAUAUCAUAUGUAGCAAAGUGCUCCAUCCAUCUAAACUUGAUACUCUUCAAGCAAAUGUGGUUCAAACAUUAUGCAAAUUUGAAAUGUAUUUUCCACCUUCAUUCUUUGAUAUAAUGGUUCAUCUAGUUGUCCACCUUGUUCGAGAAAUAAAAUGGUGUGGUCCGGUGUUUUUGAGGUGGAGCUACCCUUUUGAGAGGCGCAUGGGUACUUUGAGCCAUUAUGUAAGGAAUCCUGCACAUCCAGAAGGUAGUAUGAUUCAAGGAACUGUCGGCGCUGAAGUUGGUAAUUUUGUGGCCGAGUAUGUAGCUAGUGCUGAACCUACCGGGCUUCCUAAAUCUCGACAUGAGGGAAGACUUCAAGGGAAGGGUACUAUUGGCUCAAAACUGAUCUUACCUCCACAUGACAAGCUCUUACAGGCACACUUUUAUGUUUUGCAUCACAUUGCGGAUGUAAAUCCUUAUAUAACAGAGCAUUUAAGUGAACUGAAGUCUGAAAAUCCUUCUAAAGGAGCGAGGGAAUUGAUGCAGCUCCAUAAUAAAACCUUUGUUGCUUGGUUUAGGUCAAGAAUACUGGAUCUACCAACUGCUGAAUUGGCCAGUGUCCCUAACAUGAUCCAAUGGCUUGCAUAUGGUCCUCGUGACAGUGUAAACUCAUAUGAAGGUUAUGAUAUCAACGGGUAUACAUUUUGGACAGAGCGACAAGAUGAAAAGUCAUUAUCAACGCAAAAUAGUGGUGUUUCACUUGCAGCAUCUUCUACGCAGUAUGCAAGUUCCAAGGAUAAAUCUCCGGUUGAUUCCAAGUUGUUAUUUUAUGGCCGAGUUCAAGAAAUAUGGGAGCUUAACUACCCUACCUUCACCGUGGGUCUUUUUAAGUGUAAGUGGGUUGAUAAUAAUCGGCGCUGCGUGAAUAGGAAUCCCCCUUUCACUCUCGUAGAUAUGGCUCAUUUGCGUGAGAGUUUGGAGCCAUUUGUAUUUGCAUCACAACCUAAGCAAGUAUUCUAUGUCACUGAUCCUGCUGAUAAGAAGUGGUCAAUUGUUUUACCGGGAAAAAGAAGUAUCCUUGGCAUUGGUGAUGUAGAGGAUGAGCAAGAGUAUGAUGCGUUUGAGGACACCCCACCUUUCACUUGCCCUGAAACCGUUGUGACAGAGGAUGUAGACACAACAAAUUACAUGCGUGUAGAUCACACAGAAGGCAUACUUGAUGACUCUUAAUCGAGGAUGGGAAGCAAAGCAAGAGAGAAGAAGACAUAUUGGUGGUGAAGAUCAUAUGUUGCACUGGAAUUGUUUGUCAAUUGUGGCCAUAGUUGACCAGAGUUAACCUUUUGAUGUUUUAAGUUUAUUUUCAUGUUGAGCUCUUGUUUUUUCUCACUUUGUUUUAUUUGCUUUGGUAGGCUUGUAGUUGUUCCUAUAAUGUUUUACAAAUGCAUUGCAAAUGUUUAACUAGUCGUGUAUUAACAACAAAAUUAUUACAUGCAAGAUCACUCGGAUUUUCUCUCGUUUUCUAUAUCUUGAAAAGUUCAUGUUCUACUACUGCUUCUUUUUGGGUAAUAUUGUUAUACUUUAGUCAAAAUAUGAACUAUAAUGAACUAACGAGCCUUAAAUAUGCAUAAGUUGAGCAAAAUGGGUGAUAAUGAGUCUUUGAAACAUAAAGUUAAGUGUAUUAAACAUGUAAAUGGUUCAAAAUAUUUAUUUAAGUUCAUUAGUUGAAAGUUAGGAGCGAAAUAAGUCGUUUUAGUCAAAAUAUGAACUAUAAUGAACAAACGAGCCUUAAAUGUGCAUAAGUUGAGCAAAAUGGGUGAUAAUGAGUCUUUGAAAUAUAUUGCUAAGUGUAUUAAACAUGUACAUGGUUCAAAAUAUUUAUUUAAGUUCAUUAGUUGAAAGUUAGGAGCGAAAUAAGCUGUUUUAGACAAAAUAUGACCUAUAAUGAACUAACGUGCCUUAAAUGUGCAUAACUUGAUCAACUGAGGUGACCAAAUGAGGUGAGAACGAUUCAUUUUCUGAUAUUCUUAUGAUGCCUGUGAACUGCUUGAUCCGCUUGUUCUGACUGUAUUAACUAAUUUUCAUUUUAAUAAUUUCAGGUACGUUUCUAUCAUGGAGGAUGAUGAUGAUUUUCAGAUUGAUGAGGAGCUAGACGAUGAUCUUAAGGACUUUAGUAGUGAUGAGGAUAAAGAUUAUGAUGUGGAGAGAGAGGAGGAUAAGGGUGAACCUGAAGAUCGGGCACAUGAUGAGUUGCUUGAACGGAUGGAUCUAUUUGAGUCAAUGGCGGAUGGAGCUCCCCCCAUUCUAGAGAAUGACAAUGCACCAACUACAAUUACACAAGGUCAAACUGAACGAGGUAACACAAGUGGGAAGCUGAAAAUCGUUCAAAAGAAAAGAAAAGGUAGGGGCCCAACAAAAUCACUAAGAGUUACAUGCCCCAUGCACCUCGAGUACGAUGCUAACGGUCAACCUUGUGGUACGUGGCGAUUCAAGUAUGGGACUCAUGUUGGACUAUGUUUACGCAUGAUUUCCAUUUUGGAGACAUGGAGUAAGGUGUCGGAGGGUGUAAAGGACUCGAUGUGGAGCGAUACUAUGAAUCUUUUCAAUAUUGAAAAUGAUCCGUUCAAGAAAAAAAAUAUUUCUACAAGCAGUGGGCAUAAGAUUCAGGGAUUUCAAGGCCAAGUUAGUGAGUGGUUGUAUCACUAAAAGGAGACAAAGAGUUGGAAGAAACAACAAGAAGAUGAAGAUGGAAACUAUUAAGGAAAAUGGACGAGCAGGGGAAAAUGGAGAAGAAGAGGAAAAUGAAGGCGAGAAGGAGCAAGAAAGUGAAGAAUUUCCUUUUCAAAUAUACCAUCACAUCACAGCAACAGAGUGGGAAGCAUUUGU